AGGAAGUGGGAUGUUGGAUGUUGCUCGUUAAAAAUUGUGGAUCAUGGGCACGGUUAGCUUGUGAGGCUAAUCUUUUAUCUUAAAAUUAAUACAACAGAAUAAAUAACGGUUAUUCUAUUGAUUACUCACACAGUCACAAUGAUUGACGACUUCAGGAGCCAGGAGGGGGCCCGGUCCAGCGGGGAGCUGUGGACCGAGAUCUGCUCCAGUCUGCCGGGGUCCCAGGCUGCAGCCGCCCCGGAGAUCAACACGGAGUUCAGAGACUCAUUCGAGCCAGCAGCACAAGUGGGAGUGCAGGUCAAUGGUCACUCAAACGGGACAAAUGACAGUUCUUCUGACGCCAUAUGGGAACCCAUGGAGGAUUCUGAUAUCUACAUAGCCAGUUUAGAGAACCGCCUGAAGAAGAUAAAGGGCCAGUCAAGUGAUGUGACAUCCAAGGACAUGUUGCGCUCCUUGUCUCAAGCUAAAAAAGAAUGCUGGGAUAGAUUUCUGCACGAUGCUCAGGCCUCAGAGCUCUUUCAAGGCGGGGAAAUGGAUCAAAGUGCUAUUGAACACUUUAAGAGGUGGCUGAUUCCUGAAAAGGUGGCCAUUAGCGCAGAAGAGCUGGAGUUCCUUCUGAGGCCGUCUCAGAAUAAUGAAACAGCUGAACCAAACCAGAGUGAAGAGGAAAAGAGAGAUGAAGACAAACCAGAGGAAGAUGAUGCUCACAGCCCGGAGAAAUGAGUGUGUUAAAAUAGUAACACUGAAAAAAGAACUCAUUCGGCUUGCAUUAACCAUUGCCAUUUUGGCCAAAGCUUUUGUGAACAGUGGUCAAAAAGGUAAUUACAGCCCAUCAUCAUCCCCCGUAUCCCCAGCAACUGAGUGUUAAGUACUUCUUCAAUCCUUGUUAUUCAUCCCUUCUACUAAAUCACACCACCAAAUAAAGAACUUUAAUUUAGAUUAUUUUUGUCCUGUAGCAGUAAAAUUAGCAUCUAGUCUUUGUAGUGACCCCCAUUAUAUCUGUAACAAGAACGGCUCUCUACUUUUGAAUACAUAUUGAAAGGUUAAUGAAGGACCACGUGCAGUUCUGUUUUAAAGGUUUUUAAAAAUGGUAUCAUCUUGAGAAGCAAUACUCUGAUCUAUGCCUGAACAUAUUUUAUCAUAUUGCGAAUGUCUUUAUGUUUGCCAUGUUAAUUUUACUAAUAAAGUUUUACCUACGUUUGAAAAAAAA
Molecule: messenger RNA, 1210 nt
Organism: Gymnodraco acuticeps
Lineage: Eukaryota; Metazoa; Chordata; Actinopteri; Perciformes; Bathydraconidae
Gene: ccdc32
Product: coiled-coil domain containing 32
Exons: 4
Coding region: 139-723 (194 amino acids)
Biological process (GO): cilium organization
Source: RefSeq, a predicted model, not a curated record